AUGUCUUCCAUCGAACAAUCCCUUCCCCCAACCCACGAGCGUCGUAACUCUCUGGAGAAACACCUCCAAACCCGCCCAGAAAUACAGGACCUCAAGAACCGCCACAUCCUGCUGGACACCAAUGUAGCCCCAGCCCUUCAAUCUGCCCGCCAGGAACUCGACCGCCAGCGGGCUACAGACAAUCUGAAGAAGAACCUGGAGAAGAGACCUGAGAAGGACGAGCUGGUUGAGCGUAAUAUCCUCCCCGCAACCUCCGCUGCCCCCGCCUUACAGGCUCAUGCCCGUGAACUCGAGAAGCAUAUGCUGGCCGAUAACCUAGAACAUAAGAUUCAGAAUCGGCCUCAGCCGGAAGAUCUGAUUUCACAGGGCAUUCUCUCCGAGGAUGAAAACCCCCGCUCCCCUGUUUGA
Molecule: messenger RNA, 408 nt
Organism: Penicillium verrucosum
Lineage: Eukaryota; Fungi; Ascomycota; Eurotiomycetes; Eurotiales; Aspergillaceae
Product: RPEL repeat-containing protein
Exons: 3
Coding region: 1-408 (135 amino acids)
Source: RefSeq, a predicted model, not a curated record